Messenger RNA from Bombyx mandarina (wild silkworm), 448 nucleotides. RefSeq lists its product as uncharacterized. The record is from RefSeq and is a predicted model, not a curated record. NCBI's taxonomy places the organism in Eukaryota, Metazoa, Arthropoda, Insecta, Lepidoptera, Bombycidae. Gene Ontology annotation, biological process: sleep; positive regulation of voltage-gated potassium channel activity; regulation of synaptic transmission, cholinergic.
GAUGUUUCAAAAAAGCCGUUUAAGCUUCGCGUUUCUGACGCUAAUAUCGCUUUUUCACAAAUCCACUGCAAUAAAAUGCUUCAACUGUAAUAGCGCCAAUAACUCAGCUUGUCUGGACGUUAACGAUAUCGAUCCUGAAAUGCGAGGAAUCAUUAUACCGGUGGUCCACUGCGAAACAGCGAUACCUAAUCCGGUUGCUCAAAACUUCUUCUGCAGGAAGAUCGUCCAAACUAUUUACCAUCCUCAUCACGACUCCGAGAUCCGCGUGACGAGGAACUGCGCCUGGGUCCCCGGUGAUAAGGAAUGCUACACCGUUUACAACAGCGACCAUGCGGAGAUAGUGUGUCAGUGCUUCGCGGACUACUGCAACAGUGCAGACAGUACCGAUCCCACGUCCGGGACGAUACUGUUCCUGGCUUUAGCAGCUUGCCUAUAUUUCUAUCGUUAG